AUGCGUCUCAUCAAUCUCUCACUUUUUGUACAGGCCCUGCUCCUGACCGCGGUCGCGGCUCAAAGUGCCGCCGCACCCACUGUCGCUGUCACCGAAGGUACAACCGCUGCGGCUGCGACUGCUACUGCGACUGCGACUGCCACAGAGGCCGCUACUACAGAGGCCGCUACCACAGAGGCUGCUACAUCAACCUCUGCCACAGUAGCAGAGACUACUCCUACUUCCAGUGAGACCAGUGAAACUUCCGCUGAGGUCACUUCAGAACCAGCCACUGCCACCUCCGUGCCCGCCGAAACAACUGCCGAAACCACAUCCCCCGCGGAGAAUACCUCUUCAGCUGACUCCGCCUCUAAGACUGAGGCAGCCAAGACCACUGAACCAACUACUGCCGCUGAUGCAAAGACAACUGCUGCCACUAGUGCCACAACUACACAGGCCCCGGUUGUGAAGACCAUCACUUCCUAUGACACUAUUUCCGGAUCCACCAUUCCUACGGUGAUGACCACCACCUCCACUCCUACCGCUGAGCCUACCCUUAACGGCAACUCCAGCAAAAGCUCUGCCAGUGGUCUGUCUUCGUCGGACAAGAAGAUCAUCAUCGGUGUCGUGGUUGGUGUCGGUGGUGCUAUCGUAUUGGGUGUCCUGGGUCUCGUGCUCUGGCGCAUCCAAAAGAAGCGUAAUGCAGGAUUUAACGACGAUGAUGCUGAUCUGAUGGGUGGCACUGCCGUUGGUUCAGGACCACGAGAGAAGGCCCCGAGUCCCUCUAAUGCUACCCCCUUCAGGAACACACUGGACCAGUACCACAACCCUGGUCGUGUCAACGCUGCCGCAAACUUCUAA
This is a messenger RNA of Penicillium taxi, 840 nucleotides long. RefSeq names its product putative cell wall protein (gene midA). NCBI's taxonomy places the organism in Eukaryota, Fungi, Ascomycota, Eurotiomycetes, Eurotiales, Aspergillaceae. The record is from RefSeq and is a predicted model, not a curated record. The transcript has a single exon. Bases 1 to 840 code for a protein of 279 amino acids.